CAAAAAGUGGACAUUUUUUUCUUUAAAAAUGUGUAGCCUAUUCCUAUUAUUAUAGUAUUUCAUUAUGAAGAGGGCAGCGGGCCCCUUACUGUAUGCCUCCAAAAUCUUAGCAGCGGCCUUGUUCAUAUAAAUAUGCAGUAUAGGCCUCGCCUAAUACGUACAAUAACAUUUCAAGUUCAAGUUCAAGUUUCAAGUUUCAAUUUUAUUGCCUUUGGGGACAAUAAAAUUGAAACUUGAAUAAACGGGUUUGGGGGAUUUUUUUCUUUAAACAAAAAUAACCUAUAUAUCACGUCAUAAAAAAGAGCUUAGUACUGUGUGCUGCUGACACACUUUUACCUCUAUCACAUUUCACUCUUUUGAAAAAUCUGACCACGUGAGUCUCAUUAACAUUUGAUUCUGAGCGCGCUAUCCUGGGGCGAGGCGCACUGACAUUUUUCUCCCAUGGAGUGGGCAAUAGCAUGCGAUUUCUUGACCCACUUUCUUUCCGUACAUCAGCAGCAGUCGCAUUCUGCUUCCUUUGUGUUUCCACACUUUUCUGCUCACAACACUCAGUGACGAAGAAGACACAAGUUUGGGGGACAGACAGGUUCUGUAUCCAAAGACAGAGAACUCACGCAUGAUUGAGCAUCAUGUAUUACCCAUCAAACAGCACCGGAAGAGUCUCUGGCAUGGAUGAGUUUCCAAAUCGGAUAUUAAUGACUUGUGUCUUUUUGCUGUUGAUUUUAUGGACAUUAUUUGGAAACUUCGCCGUUUGCGCAGCGGUGUUGCGCUUUCGCCAUCUAAGGGCCAAAGUCACGAAUAUCUUUAUCGUUUCUUUGGCUCUGUCAGACUUGUUGGUGGCUGUGUUGGUGAUGCCUUGGAAGGCUGCUGCUGAGGUCUUGGGUCACUGGCCGUUCGGGACAUUCUGCAACACAUGGGUGGCUUUUGACAUUAUGUGUUCUACUGCCUCCAUCCUAAAUCUCUGCGUCAUAAGUCUGGACCGUUACUGGGCAAUCUCCAGCCCGUUCAGAUAUGAAAGGAAAAUGAACAAAAGGUUGGCCCUUCUCGUGGUUAGCCUCACAUGGAUCCUAUCUGGAGUUAUCUCGCUGGUCCCUGUUCAACUUCAGUGGCACAAGGCGGAACAGGUAACUGAAGCAAAACUCUCAAAUCAAACUGCUGAAAACUGCGACUCAAGUCUUAGCAGGGCCUAUGCUAUAUGGUCCUCGUUGGUUAGUUUCUAUAUACCAGUGGCAAUAAUGAUUGUUACAUACACAAAGAUAUAUCAGAUUGCUCAUAUCCAAAUAAAGAAGAUCACGUCUCUGGAGCGCGCAGCUGAUGCCGCUGCCUGUAGAUCAAAUGUGUCUCCUUAUCCCAGGCAGAAAAUGAAGCUUUCCAAAGAGACAAAACUCCUCAAAACUUUGUCAAUAAUAAUGGGUGUUUUCGUUUGCUGCUGGUUUCCUUUCUUUGUGAUGAACUGUAUUAUACCGUUCUGUCAGGGAACACAGAACGACAGACCAAAGUGUGUAAGCGAAACGACGUUUGCCAUUUUCAUGUGGCUUGGAUGGUGUAAUUCGUCGUUGAAUCCCAUCAUUUAUGCGUUUAACGCAGAUUUCAGGGAGGCAUUCGUGCGGCUAUUGGACUGCUGCGAGCUCAGUGGUAGCCCAUGUAGAAUAAUGAGCCACACUGGAUCCAAUAAUCAGAGCAGCUUGCUGGGUGUUUCUUAUGUCAAUGUAAGUCUAGAUAUUACACCCGUUAAAGGCAAUAUAACUAUGAUGAACAUGGCCAACACAAUAUAAACAUGUAAUAUUUAUAUGAUAAACUUUCUCACCAGUCAUUGCUACUCAAGGUUUUGAUUCCAGACUAUAUUCGGCACUAUCUGUGUAUAAUAAUUGGACUGGAGAGCCACUUUGAUCACCUGGAUGAACUUGAAGUGUUUCCUCUGUCAAACACAAAACAUGAAAUGCAAAGCGACCUUCUUGCAGUCUAACUUAUAGCCAAACAUUUUUUUUUACUGAAUGGAUGUGUGUAGUAGGUCUAUGAUGUGACGCACGGCAUCACCUUUUGGUUAAUUAGUUCCAUUAUCUUUUCCACUGAGCAUAUACACACUGUUGUGUGGGACCACCUUCAUAAAUAAUUGCCAAUUUCACUUUUACGGAAGGGUCACUGAUUCUGUGUCACUGAACACACACAACUAACACAUUCACUGUGUCAGAGCACAGUUAUUUACCCUUGGGGUAUUUGAAUUUAAUAGACAGCAUGGCUGCAAUUACACUUUGACUGUGAAUUCUUUUCAAAAGUGAAUGUGUAUUUGGAUUAAUAGGCCUACAUGUUUUGGUGUGUGUUACGCCUGACAUUGACAUGUCACUUUAAGCUUGUUUAUCCUGUUUACAGUUUUGAUAACCUUGCACUGAACAAAGUGAAUCACACAAUAUGGCAGAGGAGGUUGGUUUUAUUUGGACUCUGUGACAAAGGGAUAUGCACUCGCCAAGUGAAUUGCUUUUUGUGAUUGUAAUGUAUAUUUUCAAAUAAAUUCCUGUUUUGCACACACCUGAAAUGUGUUGAGUUGUAUUAUUUUGAAGAGCAUUUCAUUUAGAACAACAAUCAGAAAUGUUAAAUAAUAUACAACAUUAAUGCAGAGACAGUAAUGCAGUAGUUAACUUAACUAAUUUCUGAAACUGACUUGGACUUGCAAGCCACUUUACUUUUAGUUGCACAUGCUUGUUUCCCGUAUCACUGCCCUAUUCUGCGCUCUGUGGCAUUUAUGUGUUACUAGCGUAUGAUUCUCUAUUUGGUUUGUUAAUCAUCGCUUCAGAAAGCAAACACUAACCCCACUGAUGGCAGUCAGCAACUGGUAUGGGACAGUGUGAGAAAAUGGUACAGACAAGCAUGAAGCGUAGAAUAAGGCCUACCAAUAAUAAUAAUAGC
This is a messenger RNA of Engraulis encrasicolus (European anchovy), 2904 nucleotides long. RefSeq names its product D(1) dopamine receptor. The transcript has a single exon. Gene Ontology annotation, molecular function: G protein-coupled receptor activity; dopamine neurotransmitter receptor activity, coupled via Gs. NCBI's taxonomy places the organism in Eukaryota, Metazoa, Chordata, Actinopteri, Clupeiformes, Engraulidae. Gene Ontology annotation, biological process: G protein-coupled dopamine receptor signaling pathway; adenylate cyclase-activating adrenergic receptor signaling pathway. Bases 630 to 1775 code for a protein of 381 amino acids. Gene Ontology annotation, cellular component: plasma membrane. The record is from RefSeq and is a predicted model, not a curated record.